Messenger RNA from Cyprinodon variegatus (sheepshead minnow), 1966 nucleotides. It is a transcript of the gene plaua, whose product is annotated as plasminogen activator, urokinase. The coding region runs from base 172 to 1326 and encodes 384 amino acids. Gene Ontology annotation, biological process: plasminogen activation; regulation of cell adhesion mediated by integrin. The record is from RefSeq and is a predicted model, not a curated record. Gene Ontology annotation, molecular function: serine-type endopeptidase activity. NCBI's taxonomy places the organism in Eukaryota, Metazoa, Chordata, Actinopteri, Cyprinodontiformes, Cyprinodontidae. The transcript is spliced from 11 exons.
GGAAGGGACUGAAGGAAGAUCAGCACUGCAGCAACACCGUAACCAGGAAUCAAGCAGGCAAGAGUUUAGUUCAGCUUGUCACACGACUCAGCAUCACAUUACUGAAAAGAGAAAGGAGUCGUCCUAAAAGGACAAAUAUAUCUCUGAUUAGCAGAAGUAAAAGCAGAAGUUAUGAUGAAACUCUUAAUCAUCUUCUCCAUCUGUGCAGCGCUCAGUGUCAACAUGGUGUUUUCUCUGAAGUUUUUAAACAAUAAGGAGUGUCUGUACGGAAAAGGGCGCAGCUACAGGGGAACUGUUUCUAGAUCAUCUAAUGGUCGCAGGUGUCUCAGUUGGAGUAAGGCUAGAAAAUCCUGGCUUUCAACUGAAAACCAUAACUACUGCAGGAAUCCUAACAAUAAUUUGAAGCCAUGGUGUUAUGUUAGAAAAGGAGACCGGAUCGUUAGAGAGUUCUGUGAUAUUCCAAAAUGUUUUAAACCAACAGUAAAUCCAACAACAACACCUACCCGGCCUGUAGAUACAGAAUGGACAUGCGGGGAGCGGUCCGCACAGAGGAUGAAUAAAAUUGUUGGAGGAUCUUUCAUACCCAUUGAGUCGCACCCAUGGAUUGCUGCAAUCUAUCAAAGGAAGUUCCUCUGCGGUGGUUCUCUCAUCUCACCCAACUGGGUCCUCACAGCUGCACACUGCUUCGUUGAUGGGAACAAAACCCGUCUCCAGGAUCUGUCAGUGUACCUAGGAAAGACCGAAAUCAAGGAAACAGAUCCUGAGAGGGAGCAAGUAUUCACUGUUGAGAAACUCAUCAUCCACCACAAAUACAAUGAGCAGAACUUCAACAAUGAUAUGGCACUGCUGAAAAUCUCCAACAAAAAGGGCCAAGGUGCAUUCAAGACAGAUUCGGUUCGGACAGUUUGCCUGCCUCCGUUAAAAACUUACCUUCCUCCUGGAUUCCCAUGUAGCAUUGCAGGAUUUGGGAAGGAAAGAUUUGGUUUUUCAUCCUAUUCCAACCGUCUAAAAAAGGCUAAUGUGAAUCUACUCUCUUCCACCGACUGCAAACGUGACGAGUCCUAUAAAGCUUUACUCACUGACAACAUGAUCUGUGCUGCAAGCCCUGACUGGAGCGAAGACGCCUGCAAAGGAGACUCUGGGGGUCCACUUGUGUGUGAAGUGUCGGGUCGCAUGUUUCUCUUUGGGGUUGUGAGCUGGGGUGACGGAUGUGCCAGUGAGAACAAGCCAGGCGUUUACACAAAAGUGACCAACUAUAACAACUGGAUUGCCAAGGAAACUGGGCUUACUGAAUACACAAAGGGACUGAUGUAUCCUCAAAAAUGAAACCCCAGCACACUUUAAAUAAUCUUCAGGCCAUUGCAUUCUCAUAAAAGGAAAAUCUGGUAGCUAUUUUUUAAAAUAUUAUGUGAAUAUAAACAUGUGUGGAUGUACCAGGUUUGGUUGUACAGUAGCAGUGUAAUCCUUCAAUAGAUGUCACCAAAGAGUUGGGCUAAACUUCAAUUUGCUUACUAAUUAAGGAUUGUUUCUGAUUUAGGUUCACUAGGUUCUUAAAGUAGGACAUCUUUUCUGUGACAAUUUCUACACACAUACAUUUAAUAGUAUUCUAUAUUAUAAUAUCUCCCAAUGAGCAGGUUCAAAUAACAGGAGAUCUGAUAAUUUGACACUGUGAAAGCAGUGUUGACCUACGGGUCCUAUAAUAUCACCACUUGGAUUCAACUAGCAGCUGAAAACAUUCAUAUAUUGUAUUUAUUGUGUAGCUGUUACUGUAGGUAAAUAGCAACUGACAAGGUCUGAUGUGUAUGUAAAAUUAAAUUGAUUUUCUAAAGUGUAUAUAUAUAUAUAUACACAUAUAUUUGUGUGUGUCUCUAAAUAUAUAGAUUAUGCAUACAUUUUAUAAAAUGAAAAUAAUAUAUACUUACGUUAUUUAAUGUAAUGGGCAUUUUUUACAAGUUCAAAGGCUGGU